Messenger RNA from Coregonus clupeaformis (lake whitefish), 1372 nucleotides. Its product is annotated as membrane-spanning 4-domains subfamily A member 4A. The record is from RefSeq and is a predicted model, not a curated record. Gene Ontology annotation, cellular component: membrane. Lineage: Eukaryota; Metazoa; Chordata; Actinopteri; Salmoniformes; Salmonidae. The coding region runs from base 129 to 1025 and encodes 298 amino acids. The transcript is spliced from 7 exons.
ACACACACAGCCUACCGCCCACCCAAUGGAAAGAGUUCAAAGACUAGUGAGUGGCUGACACACAUAUUAUGCAUGACAGUCACAGGUAAAUUAUUACCCGGAAGUCCCAGGUAGAGUAUAAACUUUGCAUGAGGCUCAACAAUACACCACUGACUAGCCGUAUCACCUCUUACUGUACUACAAACAUCCUUCCCUCCUCUGUGAAGAUGUCCAGCUCUGUAACAACCACCACUAACGGGGUGGUGGUCAUCACCCAUGUACCCCCUACUGGAAACGAGAUGGGGGUCGCGGGGGUUGCUUCUGCCCCUCACUGUUUGGGACAGACGGUCUACUCAGCGCUGGGAAGUUUUCGGGCGGGGCAUCCAAAAGCGCUGGGGACCGUACAGAUCAUGAUUGGUUUGCUGAUGCUGUUGACAGGAAUCGUGAUGGCUACAGGACCACAAGUAGACAAUAUUGGAGUAUUUAGUGGAAUAUUUGUCUGGGGAUCUAUCAUUUAUGUCAUUGCAGGCUCUCUAACUGUUGCUGCUGACAACAAACUGAACAAAUGUCUGGUGAAAGGCUCCCUGGGAAUGAAUGUUGUUGCCACGGUUACUGCUGCUACUGGCAUCAUCCUCUAUUCUUUAGACAGUGCUGGGAUCCUCUUAUACAACUACUCCUGUGGCUAUCCAGACUAUCCUUCAUACUACCCUCCAUACAAUGUCUGUCAACAGUAUUGGGUCAGGUCCCAGGGAAUUUCAGGUGUUCUGACUGUUUUCUCCGUGCUGGAGUUUAUAGUGUCCAUCUGUGUCUCAUCAUUCGCCUGCAGAGCUGUCUGCCAGUGCUGCCGUUCCACCCCUGAGCAAGUGUUCAUCAUUGGGAAUCAAAUACCGGUACCUCAUGGCAGCAUGACUCCAAGCAACGCACCUUUCCCUCCUCAGAACAACUACGAGACUGUGAUCUACCCAAAGGGUACUGAGGGAGACGGUAUGGGUACAGGGUUUCAACAGAACCCCCUGCCCCCACUAUACACUGCUGCCAUCCCUUGAGAAUUGGGCCUCCGUGAAUACAUUGCACAUUUUCUUGUUGAAAUUGUGUUCUCUCUGCCUAUUUUUCGGAUCCAAGCCAGGCAAUGGUUAGCACCACAUCACUGAUCUGAAUAAUUUGACAGUUAAAUAUUGAUAGUGUAUUGUAAUGCAAUGUUUCAGUAUAAUGUUUAGGUUACUAUAUUGUUGAUUUUAUAACUUCACAUUUUUGUAAUUUCUCUAUUUUUUUAAUUGAUAAUAAUGUAAAAGUCAUGUAUAGUACAUUUAUUUAUCAACUAAAAUCAACCACUGCUAUAUGACAAAAUAUGAUGAUGAGGCAUCACUUUUUAAAUAAAACAUACAAUAAAAUA